AUGGAUUCAACGCACAACGCCCAAGAUGAAACUCAAGCUGAGUUACCCAUGUCCAAAGCACGGUGUAUCGCUCUCGUUGCUACCGUCACGGGAGCCGCCUUUGUCAAUGUCCUCAAUAUUCAAAGCGUCGUGAUUAUUCUCCCCACCAUAGGCAACCAUCUCGACAUUCCGGAAAGUCGUCAACAAUGGAUCGUAUCUUCCUACUCCCUUGCGUUUGGGUGCUUCCUCCUGCUAUGGGGUCGCAUAGGGGACAUUUAUGGGAAACGGCUCAUCUUCAUCCUCGGGUCUGUGUGGGUGACGUGUGUUACUGCCGCGAAUCCGUUUAUCCCGAACGAGAUUGGGUUUAAUUUGUUUCGGGGGUUUCAAGGACUGGGAGCGGCGGCGACGGUCCCAACGGCAAUUGGGAUACUGGGCGUGACGUUUCCACCGGGAAAAGCGAAAAACUACGCCUUCAGCACCUAUGGAGCUGGUGCCCCCCUCGGCAGCGUCUGUGGUAACCUCCUCUCCGGCCUCAUCGCCGAAUACGCCAACUGGAAAUGGGUAUUCGGCGCACUCGCCAUCCUCUCCGCCAUCAUCACCACAGCCAGCAUAUUCCUCAUCCCGCCGCCUCCUCCGUCCGUCAAACUCGCAGACACGGACGCAAAAGCCCCUCCCCAAAAGGUAGAUUGGCUAGGCGCAACGCUCAUCACCAUCGCCCUCAUAGCACUCAACUUCUCCCUCACAGAAGGCAACGUCGUCGGCUGGUCCACGCCCUGGGUGCCCGUCCUCGUCGUCACGGCCGUCCUGCUCAUUGCCCUCUUCACCACAUGGCAGAUGUACCUCGAGCGCCGUCACGGACGCAACCUCUCCCGCGCGCCGCUCAUCAAGGUCUCCGUGUUCAGAAACGCACGCUUCUCGGCCGCCAUGCUCAUCAUGGGCCUCUUCUUCACCGCCUUCAACAACUACCUCAUCUUUACGACCUACUUCUUCCAGGACUUCCAGGGCCUGUCUCCGCUGUCCACCAUGCUGCGAUACAUACCGACUGGUGUGACGGGCGUGAUCGUCGCCCUCAUUGUCGCACAGCUGCUCAGCCGUAUACCCACGCUGUUUAUCCUCGUCUGCGGCACCCUCGCCACAUCUGUUGCGUGUUUGUUGUACGCCGUGCCCAUUGCGCCCACGACGUCGUACUGGGCGUACGGGUUUCCAGCCAUGGUGCUCGCCGUCAUGGGCGCCGAUACCGUGUGGCCGUGCUUGACGCUGUUUACGUCGCAGGCCCUGCCGCGGGAGGACCAGGCUAUUGGCGGGGCGUUGAUCAAUGCCGUCGGACAGUUUGGCCGCUCGAUCGGUCUGGCUGUUGGGACGGCGAUACAGACUGCCGCUAUGGCUAGGGAGAGAGGUGUUCCUGUGAUGGAGGCGGGUCCGACGAGGCCGUGGGAUGGGGCUUCGCUUACGGGGUUAAGGGCCGCGAACUGGGCGAAUUUUGGGUUUGGUGUUGCCGCCUUGGUGGUGGUGUUGUUGGCGUUUAGGAAUAUGGACAUUAUAGGCAAGACGAGGCCUGCUAGGGUGGCCGAGACUGAAUCUAGUGGUGGUGUGUUUGGUGGAAAGAGUCAUGAUGUUGAGCAGAGGGCUACGGAGAAAAAGUAG
Molecule: messenger RNA, 1623 nt
Organism: Pochonia chlamydosporia 170
Lineage: Eukaryota; Fungi; Ascomycota; Sordariomycetes; Hypocreales; Clavicipitaceae
Product: drug resistance protein
Exons: 4
Coding region: 1-1623 (540 amino acids)
Biological process (GO): transmembrane transport
Cellular component (GO): membrane
Molecular function (GO): transmembrane transporter activity
Source: RefSeq, a predicted model, not a curated record